This is a messenger RNA of Dunckerocampus dactyliophorus (ringed pipefish), 1856 nucleotides long. RefSeq names its product aspartoacylase (gene aspa). Lineage: Eukaryota; Metazoa; Chordata; Actinopteri; Syngnathiformes; Syngnathidae. Gene Ontology annotation, molecular function: hydrolase activity, acting on ester bonds; hydrolase activity, acting on carbon-nitrogen (but not peptide) bonds, in linear amides. The record is from RefSeq and is a predicted model, not a curated record. The transcript has 8 exons. Bases 84 to 1178 code for a protein of 364 amino acids.
GCCAAGGUCAUCAGCGAUUUCAAGGCAAACUCGCACCAAAAAGUCAGCUGACCGCCAGAACACAGACGACAUUGAGGGUAGCCAUGUGUCACACCAAUGAUGUCCUUUCCAAUCUGAUUCCAAUUCAGAUUGGCAUUUGCACCCAGAACCGCCCACAAUGGCUGAUGAAAGAGGAGGAGAAGAAGUUGACUUGGUGUCGGACUUUCUUAAAAUUCCAUUUUCAAGGCAGACUUUUCCAGGAAAAAAAGAGCCACAGCGCCCGCUUUAGCGAGGCCAGGAGGGUGGCUAUCUUCGGAGGGACUCAUGGCAACGAGAUGUCCGGCGUGACGCUCGUUAACCUGUGGAUGAAGAACAGCGCCGAGAUCCAGAGGAAGACGGUGGAGACCAAGCCUUUCAUCACCAACCCGAGGGCUGUGGAGAAAUGCACCAGAUACGUGGACACCGACCUGAACCGAGCUUUCACCCCGGAGAACCUCAGUGCUGCAGGAGGCAAGGAGUUGCCUUACGAGGUGCAGAGAGCCCAGGAGAUCAACAGAAUAUUUGGACCCAAAGGAAGUCCAGAGGCCUACGAUGUCAUCUUUGACCUCCACAACACCACAUCCAACAUGGGCUGCACACUCAUUCUGGAGAACUCCAAAGACCACUUCAACCUGCAGAUGAUGAACUACAUCAAGAAAGCCAUCGCCCCCGCCAGUUGUCUUGUUCUGCUGAACGAGCAUCCGCUUCUGAAAUACUCCACUUCACGCUCCGUAGCCAAACAUCCUGUGGGCUUGGAGGUGGGUCCUCAGCCUCAAGGGGUUUUGAGGAGUAACAUUUUUGAAGCCAUGAGGGUCAUACUCAGACAUGCCCUGGACUUCAUCGCUUUGUUUAAUGAAGGCAUGGAGUUCCCUUCGUGUACGGUGGAAGUUUUCCGCGUUUCCGAGCGGGUUGACUACCCAAGGGACACCAACGGAAACAUCAUCGCCAUGGUGCACCCCAAUCUGCAGGACUGCGACUGGGAGCCGCUGAACCCCGGUGACCCGAUGUUCCAAACAUUUGAUGGGAAAAGCAUCUCCUACCAAGGCUCCGGCACCGUGUAUCCCACGUUUAUUAAUGAGGCGGCCUAUUAUGAGAAACAGCAGGCGUUUGUGACCACCAGACGGGAAACCCUGGUGGCAAACGCCAUCAGAAAAGCGUGAGAAGAGGAGAGUGUUUGUAUAUAUCUUUUUGCACUUUCCUUACGUAACGAUAGAUGCCAUCUUCUGCUCAGUGAUUUAUUGGAUUUUUCUGUUGUGCAUUUACUCACAGCAAUUAACUAUGCAAAGAGAGGGAAUCUUUGCUGCAUCGGAAGACCGACGCGACAUUGUGUUUAUUUAUGAUACUGUUAUUUAAAGAUCUCCUUUGAUUAAAUCACCCCUUUAUGAGAUUAAUCCUCCAUCUUAAUCAUUUACGACUAGAUUAGUUGCGUCUACGUGGUGAUUAGUCGCUGUGUGCGUUCCUUUUGAUGCUCAGGAAGCAAAUUGAGGAGCAUAACCUGCAACCUUUGACCCUAAGCUGUAGUGGUUUGUCUUCCACUUUAAAACAAAUCUAUUUGUAACAUCCUGGGAGGGUAUUUGUGGCCUUUGACACUACCUGCCUGUAACCCCGUGGUUGCAUCUGUGGUGCUCUCCUACUGUUGCCUUAAAAGAGACUUAAUUGCACUGCCAAAUUCAAGUGUAGACGUGUUGGAUAACAAUAUAUUUGAGUAAUAACACUGUUAUGUUCCUUUCCUCACUAAUAAUAUACGUGUCUAUUUUGAUAUUCUUGUACUGUAUGCGUGAUGUGUCAAGGCAGGUGUUUUCUUGAUGUCUUGUCUGUCAUAAAGGAUAUCCCUGUGG